Drosophila rhopaloa is the source of this 8466-nucleotide messenger RNA. RefSeq lists its product as uncharacterized. The transcript has 7 exons. The record is from RefSeq and is a predicted model, not a curated record. Lineage: Eukaryota; Metazoa; Arthropoda; Insecta; Diptera; Drosophilidae. Bases 1094 to 6199 code for a protein of 1701 amino acids.
UGCGCAGUUUGCGUGCGGUUUUAGGAGCAAUAGGAUGCAGCAGCAGCAGCAGCAGUAGAAUCAGCGGUCGCCAAAUAAUCAACUUCAGCGGGUUAAUUUCUAGAAAGGAGUAUGCCCACAGUGAUUGAACAAUUUUAAAAACCAUAUAAACUCAAAACAAGUGAAUGGAAAAUCAAAAUAAUAACAUUUUUGAGUGACUAUCAAUAUAAAAUAAGAGUGUGGAAAGUUCGGUGCUUUUUUUGGGCUCUGCAAGGACCCUUGGAUUACCUUGCGGGGCGAGCGGAAACGGAAGACAUAUCUUCGCUUUCGGAAGCAUUGGAGCGACGGAAGAGGAAACCGGGUGAACAGAUCGAAGGAGGCUGCAACACGAAGAUAUCGCAGCUGCAGCAGCCACAACUGUGGCAUUAGCAAGUGCAGCAGCAACAUAGGAACGUUGGAGACCGAGGAAAAGAAAGGUCGUCCUUCACUCGCUCCCCAUUUUUUCGGGCAGUGUAUAUUUUUAAGCCAACAAAGACCACCAAGCCGCCGGCAGUGAGUUGCGGUAAAGGCGGCGCUGCAGCCGCAGAAAAUGGCCGCAGCGACAACGGCAACAUCCACAAGUGCAGCGGCGAUAACAAUAGCAGCAGCAGCAGCAGCAGCAGCAACACCAGCCACAGCAGCAACAUGAAUGCGACCUGCAACAGCUGCAGCAGCAACAUUGCACGACAACGCCGAUGAUAAUAAUAAAGAUGACGAAGCGGACGAUGACGUUGAUGACGACGUUGCCGAGUUGCAUUUUCAAGAGCCACAACACAAUGCCAAGUGCCAACAACAAGAUGAGCGAAGGGGGAAACUAAGUGCCAAAGGCAACCGCAGCAACACACUCGCAGCAGUAGCAGCAACAGCAGAAGUAGCAGCAACAGCGGCAACAGCAGCAACACACAAGCAGCAGCAACAGUGAAAAUAUUUUUCGCUAGCCAAGCAGAAUCAAAACUAAAUUUACAUAACAAAACAGGAGCAGCCAAAACAGAAGAUUCAAGUGAAUUUCUCGUUCUCAAAAAGCGUAAUCAAAAGAAGGGGCAACAUAGCCAGCUGCAAAAUUCCCGACAGCAACAUGUCGGCUCUAGUGGGCGGCAGGGGGCGUGGCCUCUGGAUGGUACUCCUACUGGCCACCACACUGGGCGGUGGUGGCUGGGCGGCACCCACAGCCGGUGGUGCAGCGGUGGGGGGGCAAAAGCAGCAGCACCACCACCACCAUUUGGAAAUCGGGGUGCAGGGCAACACGCCGACACUGAUGGACGCCAGCACCACCAGGGAAGGGAAGCAUGCACCACUGGCUACCACUAAGGACCCACCAAGGCCCAGCACCACCACCACCACCACCGAAAUGCCAAAAGCCACCGAAGAAUUAAAGGCGGCUGAACAAGUGCCAAUAGAUAAAAAAGCUGAGAGUGGAGCAUCUGAAAGUAGCACCACUGAAAGGGGAACCACUGAAAGUAGCACCACUGAAAGGGGAGCCACUGAAAGGAGUACCACUGAAAGUAGCACCACUGAAAAAAGUACCACUGAAAGUACCACUAGUGAAAGUAGUCUCUCGGAAAGAAGAACCCCUGAAAAAAGGACCACUGAAAGGAGAAUUAUUGCAAGUAGCACCACUGAAAGUAGCACCACUGAAAGUAGCACCAGUGAAAGAAGCACCAUUGGAAGUAGCAGCACCGAAAGGAUUACCACUGAAAUUAGAACCACUGAAGAGAGCACCACUGAAACCGCAACCAUUGAAAUUGGGAGAUCAGUAAAUAAGACAUCAGCACCACCAAGCAAAGAGGGUUCCAAAAAGGAGAUCCAGGUGGUGCAGCUGCUGGACUUGGAGCACACGGUGGCCCCACCCUUGGACAGUGGCCACGAUGGCCUCAAGCUGACCAAGAAGAAGCAGCUGCAGCAGCAGCACUUCCCAUCCACCACCAUGGCCACGCCCACCAUUGAAACGGAGAUGGAGAGGAUACCCACAACCAGCAGCACCACCACCACCACUGCAACCAGCCAGGCACCACCGCCCCCGGCCACGCCCCUGCUGCCCGUGCACAAUGGCUAUCUGGGACCGAUCUUCAUGGGCGAGAAGACCUUCAGUGUGGUGCAUCCGCUGAAGAAGCCGCAGCCGGCGAACCACCAGCACGUGGCCUCCAUCGAGAGCCAGUUGCGCAAUGGCCGCCUGGUGGAGAUUCUGGCGCCCACCGCUCUGCUGGAGCAGAUACCCGAGCUCCCCAGCACCACCCACGCACCACCGGCCGGAGCAGGAGCCGCCUCCUCGGUGCUGUCCACCACCGUGUUCCAGGUGCCCGAGCUGCAGACCAGCCUGCCCGUGAGCAACCAUGUGGUUGGUGGUGCCGAGCUGGCUGCACCACCACAACAAUCAGCACCGCGCACCGAGUCGAAGAUCUCCGACAUACAGAUCGAGGUGUACGACUCCACGGUGGACUCCAUAGUGGCAUCGACGAAUUUCCGGGACAGCGAGGGCUUCUAUGCACCACCGCAGCAGGUUCCGCUGGAAAUGGGCACCACCAAGCCGCCGCGUGGACUACUGCAGAUGCCGAUGCCACAGGAGCGGUUCACCCAGUAUGUGAUCGAUCGGGCGGAUGUGUCCACGCAGCCGGCAUCGGGUGGUGCAGCUGUGGGCAAGCCCGAGCCGGCGGCCAUCGAGAUCCACAUCAAUGUGUCCGAGGCAUUUGGCAGCGAGAGCGAGGAUCUGGAGUUCUCCUACAGGCAGCCCUCGCUGGUGGCCGAGAAGCAGGGCAAGCCCGGCGACGAGGUCCUGGUGGUGGAGAUCAUCGACGGUGGUGCGGACAACAGCAGCGCGGAGUCGGGUGGUGCCAGUGCCUCCUCCUCCUCUUCAUCCUCCUCCAGUGGCGAGCACAUCAACCCCAUAUUCACCUUCCGCAACUCGGAUGCGAUCGCCGCACCACCGCCCCCCGUACGCCCACCGCAGUCCGUUCAGGAUGCCGACGAGCUGUUCAUGGCCGAUCUGAAGGAGGGCGGUGGUGCAGUGGCACUGCCACGCCCACCGCCUCCGCCACCACCGCCGCCGCCGCGAAAGCCCAGCAUCGAUCGCGACUCGGACACGAUCUUCUACAUAUCGAACACGGAGGUCAAGGUGGGUGAGUCGCUGCCCACGGUGGUGCCGGUGGGUGAGCAGCAGCGGAAGUUCCAGCUGGAGAACCAGUUCUUCCCCGCCAGCUAUGUGAUGGACACCCAGCAGCAGCAGCAGCAGUCGCAGUCGCAGCAGUCCCCGAAACAAAUCUCCGAGGAGGACAUCAUCCUGUCGCCACUGUCGCACCACAAUCCUGAUGCACUGAAGAUCUUUCGCAGCUCGUCGUCGUCAUCAUCGUCGAGCAGUGGCGAUGGUGCACCACCGCUGGACGUGACCUAUGUGGGUGAGUCCGUCAUCGAGGUGGAGCAGCAGCCGCAGGGCUGGAGCAGCACGGCCGCACCACCGCAACAGCAGCAACAGUUGCAACAGCAGGACAUCAUCAUCCAGCCGGCGGUGCUGCCGGAUCUGGCCAUUGGAGUGCCCGUGAUCGGGGAACUGCCGCCGCAGAUCGAGCUGAAGGAGAUCGACUACAUGCCCGGCGAACUGGGCCAGAACGGCAUUGGGAUCUACGAGAACGACAUCCAGAGCAACAGCAUCGAUAGCGAACCGGAUGUGAUCGAGAGCUCCAUUCAGUAUGGCGGCGACCUGAUCGACGAUGGCGCCGGCGGCGGCUUCGAUGGCGUGGAGGGCUCCUAUCCCUUCGAGAGUCCCUCGCACCGCCAGGUGGGUCAGGGCCAUGGCCUGAGCCUGAGCCACCUGCCGCACCACCAGUCCGCCAACCACUUGCACCGCGAACAGCUGCCCUCGGCGGAGAUGCUCAAUGCCACGCUCCUCCAGCGGUAUGAAAGUGGAUCCGGAUCGGGAUCGGGAUCGGGUUCCGGGUCGGGAUCUGCCUCGGCAAUGGCUCCUUUGAUGGCCAGUGGAAGUGGCAGGUCUGCAAAUGCCACUGCCCUCGCCGAAGAUCCUCUGGCCGACUACGAUGGAUUCUUCAAUCUCUUCGCCGUUUCCAUGGGUCUCAUCAUUGUCAUUUUGCCCUCAGCUCUGCUGGUGUCCAUGUACUGCGCUGUAAAGUAUGUGCUCAGCAAAAACGCAGGAACGGGAUCGGGUGGCGCCCAAGGCGACGACAGUGAACAGGGCCAGGACUCCAAGAACGAGUCAGAAUCGUCGUCAUUCUCAUCAUCUGGCUCGGCAUUUGCAUCCGCCAGCGCCACCACCUCCACCUCCCCACUGCCACGCCCACGCCCACGUCCACGCCCAGACCACCACCCACCGCCCACAACCAUGCCCCCAACUGAAGGCAGUCAAGGCCAUUUUCUGUCGCCUGGUCUGGAGCGCCUCGAGUUUCGAUUCGACGGCAAGUUGGUGAGCCAUGUGGGUGGUGGUGGUGGCUCAAUUGGUGGCUCUGGUGGCGGCGAUGGCGAUGGCGAUGGCCGUGGCGGCUUUACUCCCUGUGGCUCCGUCACCAAGAUAACGCUCAAAGAUAAUCAUCUGAUUGUUGUCACCGAGGAGCGCCACGACAUUUCGCGCAAUGCCCGGGAGACGAAAAUGCACUCGGAAAAGGAUGGCGUCUUUGUGGUGGAGGUGGCCCGUGGCAUCGACUCUAAGCAGUUGGCCGGGGAUCAAUCCGGCGUGACCUUGGACGCCACCGAACUGCCCUUCGACAACAAAUUGGCGCCCAACGGGGGGCACUUGCUCGACAAGAGUCUACCACCGUGCAGCCACGAGCAGGUGCAGAUUCAUGCGCCGCCCCAGGACUUCGUCGCCGGCCAUCCUGCCCCCCUGCACCUCAUCGAGGAGGCCGAGGAGCAUGUAGCCGAGGAUUUGGCCCAGCAGGCCGACGAAACCCACUCCGAUCUGGCUCGCACUGGCCUCUCGCAAUCGGACCUCAGUUCCACCUCGUCGAGUGACUCCAACAAGCGGUACUCCUACGGCAACCAGGAGCUCUAUGUCAUCGAUCAGCCCGGCUAUGUCACCAGUUCGCCCACAGCCAAGCCCAUUUCGAUAAGCCCAAGCCAAAAUCAAGGUCAGGAGGUGGAGAAACCUGAAAAGUCAGAGGAAGAAGUUGGUAAAUCAGCUGAGGCUCUAGGCUCAAGCCAAGUGACCGAGAAGAAGGCAGAGGUUCACUCGGUAAAGAAGGGUGAGACCAAAGAGGCAGAGGCUCCACCAGAAAAGUCAGCUAUCCCGGCUAAGGUGACAGAGGUUCAACUCAAAGAAGACAAGGUGGCUUCAUCUAAUGAGGAAGUAUCUCCAUCGAAAGUGGAAGUGACUCUACCAAAAGUGGAAGUGACUUUACCAAAAGAGGAAGUGACUCUACCAAAAGAAGAAGUGGCUCUAUUAAAAAAGGAAGUAGCUCCACCAAAAGAUGAGGUUGGUCCACUAAAAGAGGAAGUAUCUCCACCAAAAGAGGAAGUGACUUCACCAAAAGAGGUAGUGACUUUACCAAAAGCGGUGGUGACUUUACCAAAAGAGGAAGUGACUUUACCAAAAGAGGUAGUGACUCCACCAUUAGUGGAAGUCUCUCCACCAAAAGACGAACCAUUUAAGGAUGACGCUCAGCCCGAAAUAGAACUAGCUAACCAAAUCGAAGCUAAGCCCGAAUCCAAGGAAGAACUCCCAGUCGAUGCCAGACCAGAUCUGGUUCAGACCCAUUUCGUGUCGGAUAAGGAGUCAGCAUCACUAGUCGAAUCGCAGCAGUUGGAAGAAACUGCACAUCACGAAAUCGAAACGGAGGCUGAGGGCAACUACGACAGCCUGAUGAGCCUGCCGGCGCCACCAUCCACGGAGGAGAUCAAGGAGCUGGGCGACUACACGCUCAUCGAGUCCAACCAGUUGGACAGCCUGCCACCGCCGCCGCCGCCACCACCACCGCUCCUGGAGGCCACCGCCUGCUCCCCUCCUGCAAAUGGCAAGCAACCAAUGGGAAUUGUCAGCAAUGGGAACGGGAUGGGCAAGGUGGUCACCGUGGUGGUGACCGGCGGGGAAGAGCCCACCACCCUGACACCACCCGCCUCGCCGCCCGCCUCCCCGCCGCCCUCGCAGACAUCGACGCAGUUCGGCAGCGGCAGCAAUGGGCUAACCAACGGCAUGCAUGCCCACACCCAUACCCUUCCCAUCGUGGACGUGAAUGGCAGUUAAGAGAUUGGGUGAGAUUAAGAGUAAGAAGGUAAGAAGGAUUACGGAGCGGUGCAGUGCGUCUGCCGCGUUUUUUUUCAUCGGAUCUCAUAGAGAUUCCCGCGAGAGACGGAGCCGACUAGCUUGUAAGGAUUACUAGGGUAACCCCGAAAUCCCAGAUAAAACAAAAAAAACUGUGGCAAAACCGCGUUCUCAACCAAAACUUAAAUUUAAAUAUACACUAAAUAGAGAGAAACUUUUUCCACUUACUGUUUGUUGAUUUACGAAUAUAACGAAUAAUAACAAUUAAAUGCGAUUAAUAUAAAUAAAUCAUAAUUAAUUGUUUGUCUUUUUGCGGCUGGCAGCCUCUCCAACCCCCCUCCCGCCACCCCACCUACCAUCCACCAUUUACCACCCAAUCGCUCCACUUCUCUCUCCAUUUUGGGGGGGUUGCGGCUAUCGAGUAUUUCAAUGUCUAUAACUACAAUAAAGCGAAACAAAAACAGAACUAAAAAAAAGUCAAAUCAAAUACAAAUACAAAUACGAUAGAAUCUGCAUACGAACAUACAUAUAUAACUAAUGAAAUGCGAUAUACAUAGGCAAACGAAACGGAUCGAGGUUCGCAUUAAAUAUAAAAAAGUAACUACCGAUAUGUAACGAUGCAUAAUUUAUUAGGCUAAUUAUUUACACACACAACAACAGCGCCAAAAAUGGUAAUUUCAUACCAGCAGCAACCGCAGAAAGGGCAUAAUUGUAGUACAUUUAUUUGGGUUCGAUUGGCAACUUCAUGGGCAGCCAAUAACAUCAAAGUGUGUCCUGUGUCCGGAUCCCCAUUGAGGUUGAGUGUAUAGAGUUUUAAUUAGCAGAAAGGAAGUCACAGUUGGUUUCAAAAGUAUCAAUUGCCUUUAAAAAGGGGUUUUCUUUAAGGGAAUUUCGAUGAAAUCAAAUUAAUUUUAAAUAACAAUUUUGAAAUUUGAAAGGCAUAACACCAUGUGCAAAGCCUUUUAACUUUUCUAAAACAAAACUUAGUAGAAAUCUGCACACCUUAAGUACACCAAUUUACGUACUAGUUUCCCACAUUUUAAUUUUCAAAUUCCCAGGGCAAGAGGAUAAUUAGAAAGGCAGUUAGCAACCCAAAUCAAAUUCCGGACACAGAACACACCCAAAUAUCGUCGAUAUUUCGAUAUUCGUGUUUCGCAAAUUACACAAUUCACUUGACAAAAUCAAAUGUGCCGAACUUUUGUAGCAAGCCAACACAAUUUACAAAGAGAAACGAACAAUUUAUACAAUGCCAAUAUGGUGAUUACUGCAGAAUUAUGUAACCUUUUAAACAAUAAAGCAAAAAUAGUUAUAGUCCUAGUCGAUAUAUAUAUAUAUAUAUAUGUGUAUGUAUAUUUUUUUCGUGUGUGUGUAAGGAGAAAUUAGACGAAAAGAGGACUUCAACUCCAAGCAAAUGAGAACUUAAUAACUAACGAUAGACUUAAGCAAAUUGGCAACCUAGAUGAAUGCAGAACGUGGACAUUUCCGGUAUAUUUGUCCCCACAUUUACGGUAUAUCCACAUAUAUACAGCAUUGAUAAAAUAUAGAACAAAACUUAACUCCUUAAAAGCGAAUUCUUAGAAGUUAAGCCAGACAAAGACGGAAUAAUAAUGAAAGUGCACUGCAAGUGGCGCGUUAUAGUGUAAGUAGUAGGAAUUAACUAUGCCCCGGAUAUAGUGAAGGGGUCGUUUAUAGGUGGAACAUAAUCCCUGGCUAACGAUUAACCACUUUUGUUGUUUACGUUUGUUCAAAUUGUUUUAUUGACAAUUAACCCCGAUGGGCGAGCGAGAAUGCCAAUGAGAAAAUAUUAUGAAUAUUAUAAAUGAAUAACCAAAAAAGAAAAACAAACAAAAAAAAAAACACUACUCGUAAAUCAAAUAUAAAAGUUAGGUAAUGCGUGCAGAUUUUUUUUUUGUGUCGAUCGAAAAGAUAAGAAAAAAAAGUAAAUGUGAUUGUUAAUUAACCUUAAGUUAUAAUUAAAACCUAACUUAAACUGAUAUGUGUGUGUGUGUGUGCGUUUAAGAAAUAAAGCAUGCCAAACGAAACGAACCGAAUUGAAAGCAAACGAAACGAAUGGCAAUGGAACGCUCAAAAGUAAAAAGGCAAGCGAUAACCAAUUACCGAUUACCGAUUAUUGAUUAACGAUAGCUGGCAACUAGGCGAGUGCAUGCUAACCCGAAAUAAAUGAAAUUCAAUAUUAAGAACGAUUGCAACCGAAACCAAAUGAGAAAUACACACGAAAAGCAAAGUCA